AAAAGYAGUGGCGUUUCAGUUGCCAAGCAAUCCUGUCUUUCGGGUUGGAAAAAAGUUGGGCAACAAGAGAAGUCUUCUUGUUCUUCUCCCAUCAGAUUGAAGACAACGAUUUUCAGCCUGCUCUUUGUUUAAGGCUCCGGGCAAAGAUGUCCCGCGCUGCAUCAAAGUCCCGUGCUGAGAAGGGGCGCACCAACUCUGCUCCUGCACCCCCCCCUCCUCCUUCCCAGAGUCCAGAUGUGGUGGACAUUGUCCCGGGCCGCCUGACAGAGUCUAACUGGGUCUCCAUGCUAGUGCAGGAGGAAGGAGAGGAGGUGGUGGUGGAGGUCCUGUAUGAAUUCAUGAACCAUAUCAUGGAGAAGUGUUACACUGUGUACCUCCAGAGACAGCCAGAGUUAUUCACAACGUCUUGGGCCCGAGAUUCUUUGGUGCAGAUUCUGGAGUGGCAGUUCCUGGUCCAGGAUGAGGGGGAGGGGCCAGACAGUGCCCCCUCCUGGGAAGAAGAUUCAGAGCCCCUGCCGUCAACUACAGACUCCUGGGCACAAGGCUGUGUGCUGGUUCUGCAAGCCAAGCCCAAAAAAUACCCUUCUCCCCUACAGAGGUCCACUCCGGUUGGUGAGGCGGCUGGACGGACAGGUCAUAGGGCCAAUCACAAGACUCACACAGUGAGACAGCUUAGUUCCUCUCCCAAGCAUUCCAGAGAAGACAGAAAAGCCAGAGAGCCACCAGGUUUUAGGGGUUUCAAACUAUCCCCUGCCCCCCCACCCAUAACUGAGGGAGGGACCUGGAGGCAGCAUCACUCAUCACCCACCACUCCCACAGAGGACUACCUGCAGUCUCCAAGGCAUUCUCUGAACAGCUCAGUGACUGAGGUAGAAAAGUAUGUAGAGACAUGCCCAAACAUCUCUGUCCAAAGUGCUAAGCUCUGUCCUCAGCGUGGAGGCUUCCCAGCCAUGCCGAGACUGGAUCUUACCCGUCUUCCACGCCAUCGUAUCUGGCCCCAAUAUGAAGUGCUGGAUGCCAGUCCCUCAAAGCGCCAUCCAUUGAGAACCGGAGGUCCACUGGCAGCAGGGCAGAAUCUUGAGAAACAACACACCACAAAGGCAAUGAAACCCUUGACCAACUACAAAGGCCCAUCCAUGGCCCAGAGGAGAAAUGCCCUGACUGGGGCAGUCUGUCUGACCAUUAAAAGGAGGAGUAUUCCGCAUGGGGGCAACAGUGAGGGGAUUGUACCCUUCUCUGGCACCCUGAUGCUGGAUAGCAUGGAGCUGGCCCCUGGGGUCACUCUCAAAGGCCCCCAAGGGACCCGUUUCAGCCCCCUCAAAGGAUGCCCAGCCCAGCCAGAGCACAGUGCAGAGCUGAGGCCCAUACAGAACAAUCUGCCUGUGCCACUGUUUCCCCUGGAGCAGCUGACGGCCGGACCAGACCCUCAGGUCAACACACUGAUUUGACACCAACUUGGCCAUAACUCAAGAACUUUGGGAAGGUCAAUUACUGAAGACAAAAUAAUGGGAUCCAUUUCAUGACAAUAACUUUAAGAAUUAAAGAAAUAUACAAAUUGUUGAGAUUAAAUAACGUUUAAAAAAGUUUUUAUUUUAAAAUGUGUAAUUUUCCAGUGAUUUCUACAUACAAUGAAAGUAGAAAUUUGAGUUAACUUCACUUUUUCCAGCUAAUCAGAUAUUUGAUGCUCCAUGGUGGAGCAGUAGGCCAUAUGUGGGCUUUCAGACUGAGGUAGAAAGGCAUUUUUUUCUCUCAAUAGUAUGAGUAAAUUUAACAAGAUGGCACGGUGUCAUAUAUAUAAUAUACAUUGUAUUGCUCGGAUUGCCAUAAAUUGACAGUAUUUUUUG
Molecule: messenger RNA, 1844 nt
Organism: Salvelinus sp. IW2-2015
Lineage: Eukaryota; Metazoa; Chordata; Actinopteri; Salmoniformes; Salmonidae
Source: RefSeq, a predicted model, not a curated record